Messenger RNA from Meloidogyne enterolobii, 737 nucleotides. NCBI's taxonomy places the organism in Eukaryota, Metazoa, Nematoda, Chromadorea, Rhabditida, Meloidogynidae. The record is from the annotation of a GenBank genome assembly.
AUCCCAAUCAGUUAUUUUUUGACUUUUUUUUUAGUUUUUUCAUCGAUUCUUCUCAAUUUUUUAAUUCAUUAUUUUAUUUAUGUUCUUCUAGUUAAAAAUAUUUUCUAUCAAUGUGUGGAUGUCGAACGCCUUCAGAUUUUAUUUGUGAUUUGCCUAUGGAAAUUAAUUUUGCUUUUUAUCCUCCACCAACAUACAAAUUCGAUCGAGAAAGGCUUACUAUUGAAAAAUAUGAACAAGAACAACAAUUUCAUUUAGAAACUAUAGCAAAUAAAAAGAAUUCGACAACUUCUAAUUCCGAAAAAGAAAGUUCUUGUGAGGUUUUAAAUUCAAAAAUUGAUCAAAUUACUCCAAUUCCUUCUGGGGGCCUUGUAAAGAAUUCAUUUUCAUCGUCGUCUUCUCCAUCAUUUUUUAAUUUGGAAAAUAAUCAAAAAAUUGAAAGGAGAGUUGAAACAAAUAUUUUAUUACCUUUAAAAAUUCAAUCAAAUGAAGAACAACAACAAUCAGUACUUUUACAACCACAAAGGCUAAAUGACGAAAACCCUGUUUUAAAUAAAGAUUUAACAAAAAAUAACAAAAAUCAAAUAAUGGAUUGUUUGGAAGAAUUUGAAGUUCGGCGACCAGAUCUUUUUGAUAUGGUUGAAUUAAAAUCAAUUGAUGAUCGAUUAGAAUUGGCUAAAUUAAUAUUAACUGCCAAUAAUCAACAAUCACCAACUUGGUAUGUUUUUUUGGGAAUUUAA